Lutra lutra (Eurasian river otter) is the source of this 732-nucleotide messenger RNA. It is a transcript of the gene MUC6, whose product is annotated as mucin 6, oligomeric mucus/gel-forming. The annotation marks the transcript as partial. The transcript has 3 exons. NCBI's taxonomy places the organism in Eukaryota, Metazoa, Chordata, Mammalia, Carnivora, Mustelidae. The record is from RefSeq and is a predicted model, not a curated record.
UUAGAUGACUCCACUCCCACCCUGUCCUCUGUAUCUUCCCUGCCCACCCAUGCCUUCUCCCCCUCUUCUCAUUUGUCCUCGCCUCCUCUUGAUCGGACUCCUGUCCCCCUGGGCAGCACCAACAUUGCUCCUUCUUUGCCCAGGACCACACCCAGCACGCCCAUAUCCCACACCCUCUCCUCCCACUCUACCACCUCACAGUCUACGUCCCUCACCACCCGAAUCCCUUCAUCUAGUCUCUUUUCAUCCACUGUGGGGGUGACAGCCAUCCUGACUUCUCCAGUCACUAACCUCACCACUGGACAACAUAGUAGCACUGGAGUUUCAACCACCAUGACCCUCGCCAGUUUGACCUCUGUCCACGGAAGCUCAUCCCUCCAUUCCACAGGGUCCUUGUCUCCUGGGGCACCAUCCAUUUCCUCUCUGGUGACACCCACGUCCACCUCUCCAGGAGUCUGCGACGUGAAGGAGGUGGAGCAGGAGGUCACCUACCGAGGGUGCACUGCCAACGUGACAGUGACCCGCUGUGAGGGCUUCUGUGCCUCCUCGACGAGCUUUGACAUCCCCACGGAUGAGCCGGAGACGCACUGCAGCUGCUGCGAACCCCUCGGCUCCUACCAGAAGCAGUUCGUGCUGCCCUGCUCAGACCCCGCAGCGCAGGGCCGGCAGCUGGUGCUCACCCUGCAGAUGUUCAGCAGCUGUGCGUGCAGCCCACGGCGCUGUGGGGGCUAG